Kickxella alabastrina is the source of this 963-nucleotide messenger RNA. RefSeq lists its product as uncharacterized. Lineage: Eukaryota; Fungi; Kickxellomycota; Kickxellomycetes; Kickxellales; Kickxellaceae. Gene Ontology annotation, cellular component: cytoplasm. The transcript is spliced from 5 exons. Gene Ontology annotation, molecular function: GTPase activity. Bases 52 to 942 code for a protein of 296 amino acids. The record is from RefSeq and is a predicted model, not a curated record.
CCAAAAAUAUUUAUAAAUACACAUACAUUCAGACACAAUACACAAUUAAUUAUGCCAUUUGGACAGAUUGUUAUUGGACCACCAGGGUCGGGAAAGACCACGUACUGCAACGGAAUGCAUCACACUUGGACGCAAAACGGUUGUGUCAACCUAGAUCCUGCCAACGACUGCAUGACUUACGAAUCUCAUACGCUCGACGACGCGAUGGAGGCGUACCAGCUGGGGCCCAACGGCGGCAUGAACAUACAAUGGCUGGUGGACCAGCUGGCCUCCCACCCGGACUGCUACUUUAUCUUUGACUGUCCCGGCCAGGUCGAGCUGUACACGCACAACCAGGCAAUAAAGAACAUUGUACGGCGACUGGAGAAGCAUGACUUCCGCCUGGCCUGUGUGCACUUGGCCGCGCGGUUCAUCUCUGUCCUAAUGCUCUCCCUGACCACCAUGACAAUGCUCGAGAUGCCACACAUCAAUGUGCUGUCCAAAAUAGACCUUUUGGAGCAAAUGGGCGAGCUCGACUUCAACCUCGAGUAUUACACCAGCGUUAUGGACCUGAGCUACCUUUUGUUUCACCUGAAUGAGCGCGAGACCAGUGCGCGGUUCUCUAGCUUGAACCAGGUUAUCUGUGAGCUCAUUGAAGAUUAUAGCUUGGUUGGGUUUAGCACUUUGUGCAUUAACGACAAGCACUCGGUGGCCGCUUUGCUGAAGGAAAUUGACAAGGCGAACGGAUACAUUUUUGGCGCGUUGACUGAGGGCAACGAGAGCAUUCUUAUGGCUGCCGACUCGACGGACUUGCUGCUGGAGGCGCGGGACGCUCAGGCGCGAUACAGUGCAAUGAGGUUGGCGUCGGCGGGUGAUGAUGAUGAUGCUUUGGAGCGACCAGCUGGGCUGCUCUCCUUAGUUGAUAAUCUGUCUAUCGUCGAACACCAAACUGAGCAACAAUAGAGAAAAGUUUAAAAAUAAAAU